ACCGCACCAGCCACCCGCUUUCAACAAUUCGGCAUGGAGGGUGAGGCUGGCAACGGUAAUUGCCCAGAAGAAGCCAAAGGAGAGCGAAGGGAAGGGAGACUCCAGAGAGCAAGCAGCCGGUAUUUGACCCUCAUCGACAGGGUUGCGUCUCUGUGCACCCUCCAGAGAACGGACGCUAUUGGGAACAGCGACGAGGAGAAGGAUUCUGCCGCUGCUCCAGCUACCGCGGCACACCAAACGCGCGACGGGGGAAUGACCCGCAGGAGUCUUCGAAGCUGGAUAGCUGGGCGUCUCGGACAGUCGAGAAAGAGCUCCAACGAUGCAACCGGUGCGUACUUCCUCCACAUGCUGCGGACGGAUUUCCCCGAGAUAUGGGCCGCCGUGGUGGCGGGGACAGUGGACACCGUCAUUUGCGUCCCUCAGAGCACAUCGCUAUCGCAGGAAGAUUUGACAGCCGCGGAGGCAAGGGCGCAUGUCCUGACCCCCUCGGAAGAAGUACCCGGAGACUUUCUCACUCUGGACGGCUGGUCCGUGUCCCUCGUGGGCAAUGAGGUGGUGACUGGGGCUGGGUUUCCAGAAUGGAGGCGUGUGCGACUGCUGCUGUCAGAGGACCUCGGCCAGCACCUCGCUGCGGCGGGGAAAGAACUGCUCUGUCCGCCCACGGCAGCUCCCCGAGAAGCAGCUGAAGCCUCAGCGGAGGCGGCAGCCGAGGUGGUUGCGGGGGUUGGUAGAACGCGCGAUUCCACGACGGGGGCUCUGGGUAAGGAGGGGGUCGGGGGUGCAGGGGUUGGUAAUGGCGGCGGCGAGACGGAAGAAGCAGAUGCUAGAAGGAAGGCGAACUCCAACGCCAAGGUGGUGAAAAUGGUCGAAACGCACGCCGCUGGUGAGAAGGAAGAGCGGGGCGACGCAAGCGGCAAGGCCAAGACUGCCACCACCGUGAGAGGGGGGGAGUCGAGAAAAAGAGAGCGAAAGGUCAGGGUGAUGCAUGUCUCGAGGCCGCUGAUGGGAGGGCUGUCUUGGGCGCCCGAGAACACCGGGGAGCUGGACAUGAUCACCGUGGACAAGUACACGGCCGUCCUCAAGUCUUACCCUGAGGUGGACGGCAUGUUCGCGGAGAUGGACAGCUUCGCCAAGGCCGUGCUCGGCUACUGCUCCAAGAACCUAGCGGCUCGCGCGGGCUCAAGUACCGCCGGCGGCGGUAGUGCUCGUGCCAGCGACGCGGCCGCUAUCAUCAACGGUCUCGGUGCCGAGCAAGGCCACCCGGGGGGCGGGGGGGGCUUCGGCGAAUCCAAGAGUGACGAAGGGCGGGUGCGGCAGCCGCGGUCGCGAAGGCCCCAGGAGGAGGAGCUUUGCGCCGUCAUCGCCGAGCAAUGGAGGUUGACCGCGGCCACGCUGACCCGCUCGCGGUGCGUCAAGGGCAACGGCGACGCGGAGGCGAUGGAGCGCCGCGAGGUAUACGUACCUGGGAGUAGAGAUUUCGAAGGAGUGCUCAUGGGACGCACACAUAACAAAGUUGAUUGGGAAGGGUAUNCGGUGCAGAUGGCAGCGGCCAAGAAAAUACUAGGAUGUUCAAGUACAACGAGCAACACUGUAUUGAGAGCAGAACUGGGAAUGUACUCUCCUAAAACAAAGAGAGACAUGCAAAAGUUGAAUUGGCAGUACAAGGUACGUAGAAUGUCGGACGAUAGACUACCAGCCAUGGUUGACAAGGCAGCUUGGGGAAAAGCGACUCCAGGGAAGAAAGCAAUCAGAUGGGACAAGGUGGUAGAGAGGGUUUGGAAGGAGAGAGGAGACGAGGAGGAGACAUUGGACACGGAAGGGUUUGGGGGGUUCAAGAAGAAUGUCAAGGAAAUGCUAGAAACUAGGGAGGAGACAACCCUUCGGGAGAAGGUACGAAGCGAAGAUCACUUGGAGACAUACGGGAAGUUGAAAGAAGGGAUAGGGAUGAAGAGUUACUUGGACGGUCCCAUGGACUACGCAAAAAAACUGAAGUUGCAAUUUCGAGUAGGCGAUCUGGACUUGCCAGAACGGAGGAAGAGGAAGGAAAGAGAGGAUCUCGAGGAGGACAUGAGACAGAGAGGGUGUGACAUGGACAAAUUUGGUAAAUUAGACAACAGCGAGAAAACGAUCGCGGUAAUUGGGGAUAGAUGGUGGGCACAAGAGGCCGUAGAGGACGGGGAUAAGACAUGUAAGAAAU
This is a messenger RNA of Ectocarpus sp. CCAP 1310/34, 2197 nucleotides long. The record is from the annotation of a GenBank genome assembly. NCBI's taxonomy places the organism in Eukaryota, Phaeophyceae, Ectocarpales, Ectocarpaceae.